CGCACGUGUUGUUAUUUAGCCCUCUCACUUUGUACCCCACAAUACUAUAAAAAGCAUAGCUCUUAAAUUGGUGACACACAGUUAGUUUUCGACGGCAAAAGUGAAUUCACAGAUGCGAUCUGACAAAAUGGAGAAAACUCAAGUCAAGACGAAGAGAAAGUGUGCAGAUAUAUAUAGAUGCAUAUUGAUCGUAUUCGUGCUAAUACUCAUAAUACUUUUAAAAUAUUAUCUAUACAACUAUACCAGUUGUAAUCUAGUUGGUGUCAAUGAUACGCGAAUCAAUAAAGGAACAAUAAUCCAAUUGCAUACAGAUAUAGAGAACAAAACUUUGACUCAAGUAACGGAAAAACAACCGGAACAUGAAGAACAACGUCGUACAACAUCGUCUCCCAUCGAUUUGGAGAAUUUAAGAAAAUGCACGUUUAUUUAUUUAUCUGUUUGCGUUCCAAAGUGCGAGCAGGAAGGUGGAAAACCUAUGUGCACGCGUGGUGUUUGCCGCUGCGAACAAGACGAUAAUAAUUGAUGGACUAAUGCUGAAAAUGCAGUUUUCUUUAGUCCAAAUCGCAUGCUUUGUUCUCGUAAGAUUUAAUGGAGACUUGAGAUUGGAACUGCA
Molecule: messenger RNA, 613 nt
Organism: Pseudomyrmex gracilis
Lineage: Eukaryota; Metazoa; Arthropoda; Insecta; Hymenoptera; Formicidae
Exons: 3
Coding region: 113-523 (136 amino acids)
Source: RefSeq, a predicted model, not a curated record